GUCACUUACAGCACUGUAACCUUACAAUAGUGUUACUACUACUAAUCAGUGUACUACCUAAUACUUAUCGAAAAAGGCGUCGUCGUUUAAUUGUUGGGAAAUAAUAAUAAAUGUUAAAACCUGAUAAAAUGGGCACGUUAACCGAUUUCGGACAAAUAGCUUUGAAAUGGGAUCCCAAAAAUUUGGAAAUUCGCACAAUGUCGGUUGAAAAAACACUUGAACCUCUUGUAUUACAAGUUACUACUCUUGUAAAUACUAAGGGCCCAAGCAAAAAGAAAAAAGGGAAAUCAAAGCGGGCCAGCGCAUUAGUUGCAGCUGUUGAAAAGGCCACAGAAAAUUUUAUUCAAAAAGGUGAACAGAUUGCUUACGAGAACCCAGACAUCACACAAGAAAUGUUAACAGCUGUGGAUGAAGUAAAAAAAACUGGAGAUGCUAUGAGCAUUGCAGCAAGAGAAUUUUCUGAAGAUCCUUGCAGUUCGUUGAAGAGAGGAAAUAUGGUGCGCGCAGCUAGGAAUUUGUUGUCAGCUGUAACCCGCUUGCUAAUUUUAGCAGAUAUGGUAGACGUGCAUUUGCUUUUAAAAUCACUCCAUAUUGUCGAGGAUGAUUUAAACAAACUAAAAAACGCAUCGAGCCAGGACGAGCUUAUGGAUAAUAUGAGGCAAUUUGGACGCAAUGCAGGAGAACUUAUAAAACAGGCAGCCAAACGUCAACAAGAACUUAAAGAUCCCCAAUUAAGGGACGAUUUAGCAGCUGCUCGGGCGAUGCUUAAAAAACAUUCAACAAUGCUGUUAACUGCAUCAAAAGUAUACGUUCGCCAUCCGGAACUAGAUCUAGCAAAAGUAAAUCGCGAUUUUAUUUUAAAACAAGUUUGUGAUGCUGUAAAUACCAUCAGCGAUGUUGCCCAAGGAAAGUCAUCUCAACCGACAGAUAUAUACAGCGGAGCGGGAGAGUUGGCUGCAGCAUUAGAUGACUUUGACGAGGGAAUUGUAAUGGAUCCGAUGACCUACAGCGAGAAGCGUUCACGCCAAUUACUCGAAGAACGGUUAGAAAGUAUUAUUAGUGCAGCUGCAUUGAUGGCGGAUGCAGACUGUACUCGAGACGAGCGACGAGAGAGAAUUGUGGCCGAAUGCAAUGCUGUGCGGCAGGCUUUACAGGAUUUGCUAUCCGAAUAUAUGUCUAACAUGAGUCAAAAAGAUAACAGCCCAGGACUCUCUCGAGCGAUUGAUCAAAUGUGUCGCAAAACUCGUGACCUAAGAAGGCAAUUGCGAAAAGCUGUUGUGGAUCAUGUUUCGGACUCUUUUCUGGAGACUACAACUCCUUUGCUAGAUUUAAUAGAAGCAGCAAAGUCGGGAAAUGAAAAAAAAGUUCGCGAAAAGUCCGAAAUAUUCACUAAGCACGCUGAAAAACUCGUUGAAGUAGCAAAUUUAGUAUGUAGCAUGUCAAACAAUGAAGAUGGUGUUAAAAUGGUUCGAUAUGCUGCUGCCCAAAUUGAAAGUCUUUGCCCGCAAGUAAUAAAUGCAGCAUCGAUACUAACUGUUAGACCGAAUUCUAAAGUAGCCCAAGAAAAUAUGUCUACUUAUCGGCAAGCCUGGGAGGUGCAAGUUCGUAUUUUAACCGAAGCAGUGGAUGAUAUUACAACAAUUGACGACUUUUUAGCAGUAUCAGAGAAUCACAUUCUUGAAGAUGUAAACAAAUGUGUAAUGGCUUUACAAGUUGGUGAUGCCAGGGAUUUGCGUGCAACUGCUGGUGCUAUCCAAGGUCGAUCAUCACGAGUUUGUAACGUUGUUGAAGCUGAAAUGGAUAAUUAUGAACCAUGUAUUUACACCAAACGAGUGCUAGAAGCAGUCAAAGUUCUUCGAGAUCAAGUUAUGAUGAAAUUCGACCAACGUGUAGGAGCAGCCGUUGGAGCCCUAUUAAAUAACUCCAAUAAGGAUGUGGACGAAAAUGAUUUCAUUGAUGCUUCUCGUUUGGUGUACGACGGAGUUCGAGAAAUUCGAAGAGCCGUUUUAAUGAACCGAAGCUCGGAAGAUCUUGAUACUGACACUGAAUUUGAGCCAGUUGAAGACUUAACCUUGGAAACUCGAAGUCGAUCAAGUGCUCAUACCGGCGAUCAAACCGUUGACGAAUAUCCAGAUAUUAGUGGCAUAUGUACAGCUCGGGAAGCUAUGCGAAAAAUGACAGAAGAAGACAAACAAAAAAUUGCUCAGCAAGUUGAGUUAUUCCGUAGAGAAAAACUAACCUUUGAUUCAGAAGUUGCUAAGUGGGAUGACACUGGAAAUGACAUUAUUUUUCUGGCCAAGCAUAUGUGUAUGAUUAUGAUGGAAAUGACGGAUUUCACAAGAGGACGAGGUCCUUUAAAAACUACUAUGGAUGUUAUUAACGCAGCUAAAAAAAUUUCCGAAGCUGGUACAAAGCUGGAUAAACUAACCAGGGAAAUAGCAGAGCAAUGCCCAGAAAGCAGCACGAAAAAGGACCUCUUAGCGUAUUUGCAACGAAUUGCCCUGUAUUGUCAUCAAAUCCAAAUUACUUCGAAAGUAAAAGCAGACGUUCAAAAUAUAAGCGGUGAACUUAUUGUUUCUGGGCUGGAUAGCGCUACAUCGUUAAUUCAAGCUGCUAAAAAUUUAAUGAACGCCGUUGUAUUAACGGUAAAGUACUCAUAUGUGGCAUCUACAAAAUAUACCAGGCAGGGAACUGUGUCUUCUCCAAUUGUUGUAUGGAAAAUGAAAGCACCAGAAAAAAAACCUUUGGUCAGGCCGGAAAAACCAGAAGAAGUACGAGCCAAAGUUCGCAAGGGAUCUCAAAAGAAGGUUCAAAACCCUAUCCAUGCAUUAUCUGAAUUCCAGAGUCCUGCUGAUGCUGUUUAAAAGUUGAUUUUCUAUUAAUAUAUAUUAAUUACCAUAAACAGAGUAGUAUCAAAAUCAUUGCGCUUAUCUUUGGUUAUUCAAAGCAAUCUUAAUGCUGCAAUCUAUUCAGUUUUAUCGACAAUUACAUUCUUAUAUUAUAUACUUAUCGACCCUAUAAAAUAUAAUAAAUCAUACAUACAUAAACCGUU
This is a messenger RNA of Drosophila erecta, 3052 nucleotides long. RefSeq names its product catenin alpha (gene alpha-Cat). Lineage: Eukaryota; Metazoa; Arthropoda; Insecta; Diptera; Drosophilidae. The coding region runs from base 111 to 2864 and encodes 917 amino acids. Gene Ontology annotation, molecular function: actin filament binding; structural molecule activity; beta-catenin binding. The record is from RefSeq and is a predicted model, not a curated record. Gene Ontology annotation, cellular component: adherens junction; catenin complex; actin cytoskeleton. The transcript is spliced from 12 exons. Gene Ontology annotation, biological process: cell-cell adhesion; cell migration.